Messenger RNA from Rhizophagus irregularis DAOM 181602=DAOM 197198, 1104 nucleotides. RefSeq lists its product as uncharacterized. The record is from RefSeq and is a predicted model, not a curated record. Gene Ontology annotation, biological process: mitochondrial respiratory chain complex IV assembly. Gene Ontology annotation, cellular component: membrane; mitochondrion. NCBI's taxonomy places the organism in Eukaryota, Fungi, Glomeromycota, Glomeromycetes, Glomerales, Glomeraceae.
UUUAUUGGGAUUCAUUACUGUAAUAAAAUUCAAACUAAUUCAUACUAAAUUAUUGUUGUGAAAAGAUUUUGAUCUACCAGAAAUUUCCCCGAUUUAAUCAAGCAAAAAUAAGCAAACAAAUCAAAGAAUUUUCCGAAUUGCUUUCGUUCACUUUUCCAUUUUUCAUUAUGUUUCAAUUUUCAUUCCUGUAUUCUUCUCGUCGUUCUGUUCCUACAUUUUUCAAAUCAUAUAGUGCAAGCCACAAAAGCAGUUUUAAAUUCAAUCAUCCAUUAAAAUCUUCUUCUAAACCUUUUUCUACUGGUUCCCAUUUUACUUCAACCAGUAAAGAAUUGCCGGAAAAAGAAUUACGUGUAAAGGCUAUUUUUUUAGCUUUUAUUCCUAUAUUAACCUUUGGUUUGGGUACUUGGCAAGUUGCACGUUUGCGUUGGAAAGUUAAAUUAAUCGAAGAUUAUGAUGAUCGAUUAUCUAAACCACCAAUUAAUUUACCCAAAAGAAUAAAGUUAGAUGUUUUGAAAGAUUAUUUAUAUAGACGCGUUAAAACUUCAGGAAAAUUCCUUCAUGAUCAAGAACUUUAUUUAGGCCCGAGAACAUUUAAAAAUAAACUGGGUUAUUACGUUAUUACGCCGCUUGAACGUGAAAACGGUACUACAAUUUUAGUUAAAAGAGGAUGGAUUCCGAGAGAAAAAAUUGAUCCAUCAACGAGACCAGUUGGACAAAUCCAGGGCAAAGUAUCCGUUGAAGGAUUGUUAAAAGGUUCAGAAAAGAAAACGUGGUUCGUCCCAGAAAAUAAUCCAGAAAAAAACCAAUGGUACUGGUUAGAUGUUGAUACUAUGGCUCAAAUAACGGGAUCUCAGCCGAUACUAGUAGAACAAAAUUUGGAAGGAUCCCCCUUCAUAAUAAAUCAAAUGAUUCAAGACGGUAUCCCAGUUGGAAAAAUUCCUAGUGUGGAAUUAAGUAAUACGCACUUACAAUACGCAAUCACAUGGUAUAAUAUUUCUUCUAUAAUAUUUAUCCAGCUAAGAUAAUGCAUACACUUUUUUUUGGCAAAUGUUCAAUUUGCUAUUUUCUUUUUUUUCUCUGUUUUCUCUUUCUUUUUUUUUUUUU